AUGGGCAGGGAUGCCCCCCCCAAGUGCCACGAGCAGCGAAAACCAGAGUACCAUGCGCCUCGGACUCGCCCUCCUCACGAUGCCAGCAGCGAAGCGCGCAACCUCCGCCUCACGCCCACCACCGAUUCUGAGGAGAGAGGAAACUACCGGUUCCACCAGCUGGGCGCCCCCAUCAAAGCCCCCGAAGUACCUGUCGACUCGUCCAAGUGGAAUAAAUUCAUGAAGAAGGUGCUGACCGUCGUUCUCCCCGAUACAAGCAAGAUCGAGGGCAAGAUAAUCUACAACAACGGCCAGUGGAGAUUCAAGACGAACCAUUGA
This is a messenger RNA of Phytophthora sojae, 318 nucleotides long. RefSeq lists its product as hypothetical. Lineage: Eukaryota; Oomycota; Peronosporomycetes; Peronosporales; Peronosporaceae. The record is from RefSeq and is a predicted model, not a curated record. The transcript has 2 exons. Bases 1 to 318 code for a protein of 105 amino acids.